AUGUCGGGCCUCCCCUCCAAACUAAUGUCCGUCUUCUCUGCGACCAACGAGAACUAUGCUGCGCUAGCAAAUAUCAAGUUCGAUUUCUCCCUCGUCAAAAUGGAAGCGCCAAUCGAGUUUAGUGGUAUUGCUUCCGGCCUUUCUAGCAGAAGACGAGUUGAGGCUGAAGAAGGCCCUUCCCAUAAGACAGCACGUCGGCUAGGGGCUUUGUUCGAAGAUGUUGUGCCAUCCACGCCAAAGCUGAUAUCUGCAUACGGGCGGCGAAUGUCGGAGAUCAUGAAUGCCUCCGGAGUCAACGACAUCGGCGCUGGUCAGCAUGGACCGUUCGAGCCAUAUGUUGGAGCAGAUGUUACGACUCUCUGGGCUGCGGCAACAUCUGGGAUACCGGCUCUGGGCGUGUAUCUCCUCAGUUGCCUAUUGGCUCGCGCUUGGGACGCGAAAGUAGCUACAGCAAUAUGGGUAGAGAUAGUUGCAGCAAGAAAGAUCGAGAUCGAAGAAGGACUCAAAAGCAACGGCAACGUGUCUGCCACUUCGCUCCUUGGUGCAUGCCAAGACAUCACCAGAAAAGACCUUGCUUUGUGGGACAGUAGUGCAAGAGCCUGGCUUCGCAGAGCGGACAAAUCGAAACAAUUUGCGCAACGUCAACUGUCGCUCAUUGUUAAAAACAUCAAUACUCCAAUUCCCGGGGGUCCUUCAACCUACGACCAAGUCAUGAACGUGUGGAAGCGAUCAAUGCUGGCUGUCGAGCAAUUUCUGUCCGGUAAACCACAGGACAUCAUCGAUGGAUCGGUAUUCGUCGCGUUUUCUGCGUGGCACCUCUACCCAGAUCUAAUCGUGUUCACACCUGAACCCAAGAAAGUUGAGUUUAAAGAUAAACUCGUCCCUUCCUCUGGAGUAGGCACUGUUGGUGUAGAGCAUAACCGGAGAUCUUCGGAAGGAGAAGGUGUGCAAUGGUCACUAGCACUAUCACACCUACAAUAUUAUGGCGCCCCUGUGGUAGUCAGCAGCAACCAGGAAAGUUCGAGAGUGACCUUUCGUCAACUACAGGUCGUCGCCUUCGGGGGUCUGCUUGGGAGAUGGAGGGUCAGUCCACGGGACUAUACAAGAGUAGCGGAAUGGUUCAUUCUCCUGUGGUCUCGACUGGGAAUGUCGGAAGAAGACGUGAAAGAAGGCAAAUCCUCUGAAUUCGGAUGGCUCCUACCUUUUGUAGUGGCAGCAAGUCAGCUUCUAACUACGAACGAUCAAGAUCGCAAACGUAACGAGACAUUGUUGAAACACGGGACCAGGAGAGCAAAGUUCUUCUUGUCUGAUCAAGAGCUUACCCCUUCGCCAUUCUUUGGUCUACUCAAUACCCUAGUAGUGUGUGGACUUCAAGAAAAGCUCGACGCUGACUCCGGCAUUGCUUACCUUCGUGCCGUAGCGGAGAAGCUGAAACUAGACGGAAGCGACGCAAUCAUCUGCUACGCUCACGACGCUUCAAAUAGACACUUUGCUGGAGCAAUCGACUACUACGAACUUGCCACGGUACAGAAGGCCGAAUCGGACAGUCAUACGACAUGGAUCUGCCCGAAUAUCGUCGAUCCGAAGUUUCUAGAAGACAGAGUAAAUUUCAUCGCCGGUCGAGACUUCGAUGGGAAUACUACUCACUUCAGAUGGGCGGAUCCGCCACUACCCUACCAACCAAACUAUUCGACCAUCGCGCGUCGCCAUGAAGAUGAGUGUCGCCAGUCCAAGAAAGCCAAAGUAGAGAUCGGCUUCGACGCUAUUCUCGGUGAUUCGCGUCUGGGCCUGUUUCUCCAGAGCGAGGCGCGUAGUGUAACGCGUAGAGGACGCGAUCCAUUACGGUCUUAUCAAGAAGAGGCAAGACUCGAGACCAUGAAAAUAGACACUCUCUCGAUCUCGGUAGAAAAUUUCAAAGAAGCGAAAAUGCAAUCAGCCCGAUUGAGAGAUUACAUGUGUUCUUUGAUACACCUCAAUGAAGAAGAAUCGAUGUACAGCUCUCUCCGAGCCCCGGGGGUGUCAUUGUUCUUGGGCUUCCACAAGUUUGAUCUUGGCUUCAGCAAAUCGCUGUAUGCUCUGGAGUCAGCUUCAUACGUGUACACCGACCUCGUCCAUGCUACAAUCUCGUUGAAACUGAUAACCCUGCAUCUAUCGGAUGCUGCGUGGUUCAAAUGUUUGUUCGACAGAUGGAAGAUUCAGGGCAACAACUCAGAUCUCCGGUUUGAUGGAAUGCCACUUUUCACUUCGUUACGAGCUCCGCUACCCGACCGGAAUGAGUCGUUCGGCUGUAUAGCUCUGCUUGACUCGGGGGUGGUCGAUCUCGUUCCCGAGGACUUCAGCCAUGCAUUUGCUUUAUGCUCAGAAGAUACAAUUUACGUACCGGCAGUUGUGCUAUCCGACCCAUUCGUUUCAGUAGCAGACCACGAAAUGAGAAGUAUCACGGGUAACAUUGGCCGCCAAGGCAUUUCGAUACUCGUCUCACCUGUCGAGCCACGAAUACGCGAACUCAGCAACAACUAUGAGCUGGUAUCACACGAGCCAUACGACUUCAAACGCGAAAACAACUUUGGUGCAACCUCAUUACACCUAUCCUUCACCGACUGGACAGUCCCCCUCGCGACCGAAGACACGCGCAUGAUAGACCAUGAUGCUCACGCAGUAGAAGCCGUCAUAUCUAUCCACGACCGCGGUGUUUGGGUCGGCGACAUCAACAUUCUCGACGUCGAUUUUCGGGAUAUGCUCCGGUUUAAACCAAUGACGUCUUGCAAAGGGGAUCAUAGCCAAGAUUGCGACGUUGACUACACAUCCAUCGAUAGCUGGGAAGAGUUGCUGGAUGAGCCUAAUGGCGUUGGCGUUUUUAGAGCGCAUGGGAAUUGGGCUGCGCGACUGGCUGCAGUGAGUAUUCUGUCACGGGGUCAGACUGGAGGUUAUAACUUUGGCGUUCUUGGACCAGAGCAUUUGUGUUUGAGAUGUUUGGAGGAAGAGCUCGAGAAGCCUGCAUGGAACAUGCUGGACUAUGAGUCGAAGCUGCCUUCGUUCUGUAUAGAUUGA
Messenger RNA from Alternaria conjuncta, 3051 nucleotides. RefSeq lists its product as uncharacterized. NCBI's taxonomy places the organism in Eukaryota, Fungi, Ascomycota, Dothideomycetes, Pleosporales, Pleosporaceae. The record is from RefSeq and is a predicted model, not a curated record. The transcript has 2 exons. The coding region runs from base 1 to 3051 and encodes 1016 amino acids.